CCCCUUCGUGCGGUCGGGUCCCGCCCCACGUGUGCGCCGUCCGGGGUGUGCCAGAGCGGUGGUGGAGCGCGGGUCGCACCAUGUCCCUCGAAGCCAUCCGCUACUCGCGGGGCUCGCUGCAGAUCCUCGACCAGCCGCCGCCCGGGCGGCGGGCCCGGCGUGCAGGGGCGCCCGCACCUGCAGCCCCCGACUCCCGCGUCCCUCCCCUGCAGGUGCGCGGCGCCCCCGCCAUCGCCCUGGUGGGCUGCCUCAGCCUCGCCCUGGAGCUGCAGGCGGGCCGGGGGGGACCCGGGCUCGCCGCGCUCGUGGCCUUCGUGCGCGACCAGCUGGACUUCCUCGUCACCGCCCGGCCCACCGCGGUCAACAUGGCCCGCGCCGCCCGCGACCUGGCAGACGCGGCGGCCCGGGAGGCCGAGAGGGACGGCGCCACCGAGGACACGGUCCGGGAGAGAGUGAUCCAAUGGGCUGAGGACAUGCUGGAGAAGGACCUCCGAGACAAUCAGAGCAUCGGGGACCUGGGAGCCCACCACCUCCUGCAGCGGGUGGCCCCCCAGGGUGGCAAGGUGACCGUGCUGACUCACUGCAACACCGGCGCUCUGGCCACUGCUGGCUACGGUACAGCCCUCGGUGAGUACACAUCUUUGGCGAGAAGGGAGGGCCUCCCACAUGACUACCACCGGGGUGUGUCAGCGGUGGUCGUGGGAGCGGACCGCGUGGUGGCCAACGGCGACACGGCUAACAAGGUGGGCACCUACCAGCUGGCCAUCGCGGCCUGGUACCACGGCGUCCCCUUCUACGUGGCCGCCCCCAGCUCGUCCUGCGACCUCCGUCUGCAGACGGGCCGGGAGAUCGUCAUUGAGGAGCGGCCGGGCCAGGAGCUGACCGACGUGAACGGGGUCAGGAUCGCGGCCCCCGGGAUCGGCGUCUGGAAUCCUGCCUUCGAUGUGACCCCCCACGACCUCAUCACCGGGGGCAUCAUCACCGAGCUGGGCGUGUUUGCCCCCAGUGAGCUCCAAGCAGCCCUCAGUGCCACUGUCCCCUCAGGAUGAGGGACCCUGGAUGGACCCUGGGUGUAGCCAGCCUGGCCCUCCCAACCCUGCCCCAUGAUCCGAAUUUUCUAAUAAAGUUCUUAAAUGGUCUCC
Tupaia belangeri chinensis (Chinese tree shrew) is the source of this 1142-nucleotide messenger RNA. It is a transcript of the gene MRI1, whose product is annotated as methylthioribose-1-phosphate isomerase 1. Gene Ontology annotation, molecular function: S-methyl-5-thioribose-1-phosphate isomerase activity. The record is from RefSeq and is a predicted model, not a curated record. NCBI's taxonomy places the organism in Eukaryota, Metazoa, Chordata, Mammalia, Scandentia, Tupaiidae.